Microtus ochrogaster (prairie vole) is the source of this 2001-nucleotide messenger RNA. RefSeq names its product katanin catalytic subunit A1 like 2 (gene Katnal2). The record is from RefSeq and is a predicted model, not a curated record. Lineage: Eukaryota; Metazoa; Chordata; Mammalia; Rodentia; Cricetidae. Gene Ontology annotation, molecular function: ATP hydrolysis activity; ATP binding; protein binding. The transcript is spliced from 14 exons. The coding region runs from base 87 to 1622 and encodes 511 amino acids.
GUCGGAUUUCCAGCUGCUGCCCUUAGACCCGGUUCCGCUGGUGGCGGGCUUCUCUUCACUCCUCGUGGGCCCUGACUCAGUGUCUAAUGGAGCUUUCUUAUCAGACUCUCAAACUCACACACCAGGCGCGGGAAGCGUAUGAGAUGAGAACAGAAGCCCGGCGGAAAAACCUUCUCAUUUUGAUUUUGCAUUAUUUAACACAAGAAGGCUAUAUCGAUACGGCUAAAGCACUGGAGGAAGAGACUAAGCUGGGGUUACGGCGCUUUGAAGUUUGUGACAACGUUGACCUAGAAACAAUUUUGAUGGAAUAUGAGAGCUAUUAUUUUGUAAAGUUCCAGAAGUACCCCAAAAUGGUUAAGAAGGCGCCAGAGACAGCAGAAAAUAAUUUACCACCAAGAAGCGGAGGGAAGAACAACAGAAGGGUGACAAAUGACAAUUGUCAAAAUCUCCCCAAGAUCUGUCAGCAGAAUCCACGACCCAAAACCUCAAUACUGAAGACAGGGGACACCAAAUCUGUCAAGGACCAUUCUAAACAGGACAAUGUCAGUAAUGCUCAAGUAGAGAAUGCUGACUUUGGCCUAAACAUAUCCAAAAUCCAGAAGAAUGGCACAGAGGAAAAGGCCCACCCACGAAGAGGCCAAAUCAUUGACUUCCGGGGGCUGCUCACAGAUGCUAUCAAAGGAGCCACCAACGAACUCGCCUUUAACACUUUUGAAUGUAACCCAGACCCUUCGGAGCGGCUGCUGAAGCCUCUGAGUGCAUUUAUUGGCAUGAACAGUGAGAUGCGAGAACUGGCAGCCGUGGUGAGCCGGGACAUUUAUCUCCAUAACCCCAACAUAAAGUGGAACGAUAUUAUUGGACUGGACGCGGCCAAGCAGUUAGUCAAAGAAGCCGUUGUGUACCCAAUAAGGGUAAGUAUGGGAAGCCAUGUUUCUGAUUGCUAUCAACUAGACAAGCUGUGUCAAGAAAAGACGAAUACAUAUUUGACCCUGCUCUUGCUUUUCCCCACUCAGGUGCUGUUUGAACUUGCCCGCUAUCAUGCCCCCUCCACGAUCUUCCUGGACGAGCUGGAGUCUGUGAUAAGUCAGAGAGGCAUGACUCCUGGGGGAGAACAUGAAGGGAGUCUCCGAAUGAAGACAGAGCUCCUGGUGCAGAUGGACGGGUUGGCCCGCUCGGAGGAUCUCGUGUUUGUCUUAGCAGCGUCUAACCUGCCGUGGGAGCUGGACUGUGCCAUGUUGCGGCGCCUGGAGAAGAGGAUUCUGGUUGAUCUCCCCAGCCAAGAGGCCAGACAGGCCAUGAUCUGCCACUGGCUGCCCCCUGUGAGCAAGAGCCAUGCCCUGGAGCUGCGCACAGAGCUGGAGUACAGCGUGCUGAGUCAGGAGACGGAGGGCUACUCAGGCUCCGACAUUAAGCUGGUCUGCAGGGAGGCAGCCAUGCGGCCCGUGAGAAAGAUCUUCAGUGUGCUCGAAAGUCACCAGUCAGAGAGCAGCAAUUUCCCUGUGAUCCAGCUGGAUACCGUGACCACGGAGGACUUUUUGGAUGUGUUGGCUCACACCAAGCCUUCAGCGAAGAAUCUGACUGAGAGAUACUUGGCCUGGCAAAAGGAGUUUGAGUCUGUGUAAAUAAAACUGCUCUCAGCCUGACCUGGCCAGAGGCAGCGAGAGCCUCCACCGUGUGACUGGGCUGGAAGGGAGGAGAUUUUUCUUGAACGCUGGAUGAAUCUGGACAAAUGUGUUAUUUUGGAGACGAGAUCUUGUGUCAUGGAUGUCAGCAAAGUGAAGGCUUUGGUCAUGAAUGUGUGGGUCAGGCAAUGGAGGGUUUCUUACAAUUCCACUAUAAAAAUUUGAAGAAGUUUCUUGUGGUAUUCCUUAUUUGUGAACUGAAGUCUUCAUUUUGAAGAAAAGUGUUUUCUUAGUCUCUGUUCUUAAUUUCACAUUGUCAAGCCUGUCAGGUACUAUCAGUAUCCCCUCCCUCCCUUCUUCCCUCUCUCCCUCCCUCCCU